AUGCAUCUCUCGAGCAUCCUGGUCUUGGCAGCUGCCUUCAUGCCUUUCGCCGCUACAGAUGAUUGCGUGCAGCGAACCACCCCUUGUUCUCCAAUUGCAGUUUGUGACAGUAUGUCUGGCAUCAACGUUUGUGGUACAACGGAAAACCCUAGCCAAUGCUCGACAAUGGUUGUUCCUGACGACGAUUCUGGAUCUGUUUCGUGCCAGUGCUGUAAAGCCUAA
This is a messenger RNA of Fusarium oxysporum Fo47, 222 nucleotides long. RefSeq lists its product as uncharacterized. The transcript is spliced from 3 exons. NCBI's taxonomy places the organism in Eukaryota, Fungi, Ascomycota, Sordariomycetes, Hypocreales, Nectriaceae. The record is from RefSeq and is a predicted model, not a curated record. The coding region runs from base 1 to 222 and encodes 73 amino acids.